Molecule: messenger RNA, 3354 nt
Organism: Sciurus carolinensis (gray squirrel)
Lineage: Eukaryota; Metazoa; Chordata; Mammalia; Rodentia; Sciuridae
Gene: Macc1
Product: MET transcriptional regulator MACC1
Exons: 5
Coding region: 120-2678 (852 amino acids)
Cellular component (GO): cytoplasm
Molecular function (GO): protein binding
Source: RefSeq, a predicted model, not a curated record
CACAUACUGAGCAGGGCACGUUUGAAGAGAGUACCUGGCUUGGAUAGAGUGACUUCCAUUCACUAAAACAAUGUGCCUGACCUGAAGAAGCUGAGGCUUACUUUCACAGAUGUGGGAAAAUGGUAAUCUGUGAAAUAGCCCAUUUUUGGUCAGGAGGAACUGCACCAAGUAGAGCUGAAGGAAAUUUGAUUGACAUGGAAGCACAAAAACUCUCAAAAAAUUGCAAUAUUACAGAAUGGCAAGACCCAGACUUGCUUUGCAAUUGGUCGGAUGCUGUCACUCUUCAUGAUGACAAGGCUUUGAAAGUUACAAAUCCAUUCUGGAAGGAACUGUCUGCUUCUAACCCAUUUUUGGAUGACAUAACUCAGCUAAGAAAUAACCAGAAGAGAGAGAACAUUUCCAUCUUGAAGGAAGAUCCUUUUCUUUUUUUAAGAGAAAUUGAAACUGGAAAUUCUUUUGAUUCCUCCGGUGAUGAACUUGAUGUGCACCAGUUGCUCAGCAAGUCUUCCUCAAGGAAAUCAGGAAGAUCUAAAAGCGUUUCAGAACUUCUGGGCAUUUUAGAUGAUACUGCACAUACUCAUCAGAGUAUGCAAGACUGUGACCAGAUCCUAGCACAAGAUUUAGAAUGGCUUCAGAAUGAUCGAGAGGCUUAUAAAAUGGCUUGGUUAAGUCAACGUCAACUGGCUCGCUCCUGCCUGGAUUUGAAUAUAAUGAAUCAGAGUCCUGGAUGGGCACAAACGCAAGUUGCAGAGACCAUCACAGUCUGUAAACUUAACCACCAAGGAGGGUCGGUACAGUUACCUGAAUCAGACAUCACUGUCCAUGUGCCCCAAGGUCAUGUAGCUGUGGGAGAAUUCCAAGAGGUAUCUCUAAGGGCUUUUCUGGAUCCUCCACAAAUGCUUAAUCAUGAUCUUUCAUGCACUGUAAGCCCUCUGUUGGAAAUCAUGUUAAGCAACCUUAAUACAAUGGAAGCUAUUUUGUUAGAAAUGAAAAUUGGGGCUGAAGUAAGAAAGGAUCCUUUCAGCCAAGUGAUGACAGAAAUGGUGUGUUUACACAGCCUGGUCAAAGAAGGUCCCUUCAAAGUAUUAAACAACUGCUAUGUUUAUAAAGACACCAUCCAAGUCAAGCUCAUGGACUUGAGUCAGGUGAUGUAUCUAGUGAUUGCUGCACAACCUAAAGCUAUUCAGUCACCACCUGCCACCAUUUGGGAUUACAUUCACAAAACCACCUCAAUUGGAAUUUAUGGCCCCAAAUACAUCCAUCCCAGUUUCACUGCUAUUUUCACAGUUUGUGGACACGGCUAUAUGCCAGGAAAGCUUACAAUCCCUGAUAUUAAGAAGGGUGGAAAAAACGCAUCUCCUGUUGUGUUUCAACUCUGGGGGAGGCAUUCAUUUUUGCUUGACAAGCCCCAGGAUUUAAAUAUUUCUGUGUUUUCAUGUGAUCCUGAUUUUGAAGUAAAGGUACAAGGGAAUGGGAAGCAAAUUAAACAAAAGCAGUUGGAAGCAGGUGAGGUAGUUCAUCAACAAGUUUUCUUUUCUGUAGUGGACUGCAGAGAGAUGCACUUGUUUGUUUUCCGUGUUCAGGUGGAGCCUCCUAAUGGUAGACCAGUUGCACAGUUCUUUAUCACUUCACCUGAUCCGGCUCCCAACCUAAAAAGGCUCUCGAAUCUGCCAGGUUAUCUGCAGAAGGAGAAAGAGAGCAAGUCCACUCCUUUAUUAUCAGCAGUGCUUGUUAAAUAUCCCACAUUCCAAGAUAAAAAAUUGAACUUUACCAACUACGGGGUAACCCUGAAGACAGUGCUCAGACAAAGCAAGAUUGACUACUUUUUGGAAUAUUUCAAAGGGGACACAAUAGCUCUUCUUGGAGAAGGUAAGGUAAAAGCCAUGGGGCAGUCUAAAGUGAAGGAAUGGUACGUGGGGGUCCUCAGAGGUAAGAUUGGACUUGUGCACUGCAAAAAUGUCAAGGUGAUUUCCAAAGAACAAGUCAUGCCUGUGUCUGAUAGUAUCUUUACAACCAGGAAUCUACUUGAACAAAUUGCCCUGCCCUUUAAAAAACUGACUUAUAUAUACUCAGUUGUAUUGACCUUGGUGUUAGAAAAAGUUUAUGACUGGAAAGUUUUAGCUGACGUCCUGGGGUACUCUCAUCUGGCAUUGGAAGAUUUUGAUCAAAUGCAAGUAGACAAAGAAUCAGAAAAGGUUUCUUAUGUUGUAAAGAAGUUAAAGGAAGAUUGCCAUGGAGACAGAAAUACAAGGAAGUUUCUUUAUGAACUUAUUGUGGCUUUGUUGAAGAUGGACUGCCAAGGGUUGGUAGCACAUCUUCUCCAAGAGGCUGUUAUUCUGACUUCAGCUGUCAAACUUGGAAAAGGCUGGAGGGAACUUGCUGAAAAGUUAGUACGACUCACAAAGCAACAAAUGGAGGCAUACGAAAUUCCUCACCGUGGAAAAACUGGAGAUGUUGCUGCCGAGAUGAUGUGGAAACCUGCCUAUGAUUUUCUCUAUACUUGGAGCGCUCAUUAUGGAAAUAGCUACAGAGAUGUGUUACAAGACCUUCAAUCAUCUUUGGACAGAAUGAAAAAUCCUGUGACCAAACAGUGGAGAGACUUAACUGGAGCUUUACUACUAGUAAAUUCUUUGGAGAUUUUGAGAGUAACCGCAUUCUCUACUUCUGAGGAUGUAUAGGAAUAGGGUGUAGUUUUUGGGAAAGGGAGAAUGGUAGAGAGAGGUGUGUGUGUGUGUGUGUGUGUGUGUGUGUGUGAGAGAGAGAGAAAAAAAAUUCUCAGAAAAUUACUUAUUUUCAUGUUUGAAAAACUGCUUUUUACCUGAUGAAAGUAAGCCUACCCUCCUAUCCUAGGUUGGGUUUUGUAAUCAAAUGUGUUUUUCUGUCUAUGUUUCAGAGGCAAACAUUAGGCUGCUUUGUUGUUGAGAAAGAAAAGCCUCCUCUCUCUCUUUCAAAGCUAUUUCAAUUUUUCGAAGUUAAAACAAAUGACUGCUAGAAUAAUUAUAUCACACUGAUAUCAGAAUAAACUAGAAGCUCAACAUGAGCAACUGGAGUUUUGCUGAGAGGUAAGGGGAGAGAAGGAGCAAAAUGACACUCGGUAUCCAAGCAGAGGACUCCCCUCCUUCCGGGAUGCAUGGCUGAUUUCUUAUGUUCCUGAGUGGAGUUUGCCAACAUUACUCCCUUUUCUGAUGUGAGAAACCAAGAACUAAAGAGGACACCCAAAGCCAGUGUGAUGUUUUCUGCUUGAAAAACCUGGUUCUGGUUUUAAGAUGCUCAUACCACCUAGCAAAAUACUGAAAAAAAUAAUAAUAAUUAAAAUAAACUGCAUAUGAAAGUUUAUUAAGAAAUGAUAGUGAU